CAUUUCGCCGUGUUCAAUCGCAUUUAUCAGACCUGCUUGAUGCUUACGCGAUAUAAGCUAACUUGCAUUUUACAGAGUACAAAGUUUCUAGAAGUUUUACCGCGGUAACUUACUGUUUCUCUUCCAAAAUCAAUGUGCGCGCUUGGAUUGUGGAAACGUUAGAUUAUAUUUAUCAAUAUUCGCAGACUGGGAACACACGAUGUAGGCGAGUGCCGUUGUGCUGAAUAUAUGAGUGGUGUGAUUACAGGAAGCUGGUUCUAGUUGGAGUGUUUCGGAUUUUAUCAGCAACAGACGACAAAAUGGUUACGGGAGAAAUGUUGACUUUAACUUUGUCCGGCGGUGCCCCGUGGGGCUUCCGGUUACAGGGUGGGGGAAGCUUUCCUCUUGAAGUUGCAAAGGUUCGCAGAAACAGUCAUUCCCACCAAGCAGGUUUGAAAGAAGGUGAUGUUGUUGUGAGCCUUAAUGGGCACUCAUUGGCUGGCAAAUCUCACCAAUCUGCUAUGGAAAUCGUUGAUAUGGCUACUCAUACCAUUACGUUUCAAGUGAGAAGACCUUCAGGUUCACACGGACGAUCUAUGUCUAUGGAACCACAACAGCGAAACCUUUAUGUUGGACAUGACAAUGUCGCUCCGGGAAUGGCUACUUCCUCUCGUGGGUAUUAUACCACGAAUGAAGGAAACCGACAAACAGUUGUUCACUCCGAUCAAUACACUUUGCGGAAUCCUGAUGGUCGCACAGUGUCUAACAUUGUCACUGAACAAAGAACAACAACUCGUUAUGGGGGUGGUAGUGGCGGAAUGUCGCCGGCUGUAAGUCAUUCAAGUCUUGGCUCCACAGAACACAAGAGCCGAUCGCCCAACAGGUCACCUCUCAUAUGGCAACCACCGUCUCAGAACCGAGCAAAUAUCCAAAAGAGUCAAAGCUUAUUAGAUAUAUCAUUUGGUCAUAAAAAGACUUCACUAUCGCCAGUGAUGUGGCAACCUCGUAGUGUUUCUCCAACACCUGGCUCACAUGGUCGUCCGGCAUCCGUUCAAUCAGGAAGUCUGGACAGAGUUUCCACACGCAGAAGUUCCCAUGACUCUAGAGCUAGUAAAGAAAACAUGGACCCUUUCAUAUUAAGAGAACAAAAGAAAUGGGAAGCCACCCAUGUUACCGAGCCUAAGUAUGAUCCCUAUAACAUUAAUAGAGCUGGAGGCAUGAAAUAUGCCCCGCCUAAAAUGGACGACCCUAAUUACCCUAUGUUUGAACUGCCAAGAAAGGUAGAAUGGACUCCACCGAAGAUAAAUGUACAGCCAGAACCUAUUCCAUCACCAAUAAAAAAGAAAGGUCCACCUGUGCCAGCUAAGCCUAUGACACCAUCAUCGCCAGUUAUUCACUUUGAUCCCUCGGAACGGCCUGUUGCCGGUGUAAGUAGCCAUCGUCCAGGUAUGAUUAGACCCCCGGCACAGCCUAACUUAAUGCCAGCACCACCACCGCCACCACUCCCCCCAUCACCGUCCGAGAAUCCGAGGUUUAAUGUUGUCUCGAUACAGUCUAAGCUGGAGUCUACCCAGCCGGGUUAUGACGAGCCGGAUCCCGCCCAGCGGCCGGGACAUCUGCACGUGUUUCAACCGAAAGUUAUGUUUACACCGGACGAGGAUAGCGGAAUGGCCUCCCCUGACUUUCUAGAUGGGCAUAGUGAUAUAUCUGCUCAUAGAAAGAAGCUAUUUUCGGACUCGGCGUUCUAUGACGAUGCUACGAACAGGUAUCCGACCAUAGACGAGCAGAUGUCAAUGUGUAAGAAGAUCGCGCAAUCGCUGACAUCGUUUGCCAAUAAUCGAGCGAGAGGAGCGCGCAUGUUUGCUAAGCGAAAACGCAAAGCAAACAAGUGGAUUCAUGAACGGGGGUUUGGUAGUGAAUUUUCGUCUUCGACUGGGGAUGUGGCGGAUUUAAACGAUCUUGAUAGUGAACUUUACUACGACGAAGGAGGAAAUAAACCUUUGUUUACUUUUAGAAUUCCAAAGGUUGCAAGCCAGGUGAGUGACGGUCAAAGAAUGAGUUUGUCAAAGCAGGAAUUUGAGCGGCUGAGGCUUCAGGCCCCAAAGGUGGACCACCAUGGCGUUUCACCAAACACGUGCUUUAAUAUUGCAGCCGAUUUGCAUAAAGGCGGGAAAAAUAGGGGCGCGAAAUUAUUCCAGAAACGGCAACAGAGAGUAGAAAAGUUUGUUAUUGAUGAUACUAAUGUGUUGAGGUCACCGACUUCAACAAAAUUGGACUUUAUUGUUCAAAACCCACCGCAACCGUCACCGGAAAAGUCUCCUUGGAACGCGGCUGCACAGGGUGAUAUGAACAGAGCGUUUUCGCCACAUCAAUAUAACCAGAUGACACUUGGUCCCAGACAUAACCUCGAAGCCGAUAAUCAACCAAAGUUGAUUGGCGGGAAGAAUUUCAACAAGAAAGCACAGGGAUGGCAAGGGUUCGGUCCAGGUGUUCAACAGCAAUCAUAUUAUAGAGAGUCAUAUGAUCCGUCAACUGGCACAAGUCAUAGUGAGUGGCAUCAACAGCAGACCUCUACCCAAACUUCUACCCAGUCUUUCACGCCAGAAACUCCGCCGUCCAGACAGUCUGACCAAUAUGGCAAUUAUAAUCGUCUGAUUAAAGCCUUCCCCGAACAGGAGAAACCUGAAAGGAAACCCGUGGAGCAAGGGGAUUAUAACCGUAGGAUUAGGGCGUGGCCAGAGCAACAGGACACUCCUCCCGAGAGAACCGUCGAGUUUGGUGACUAUAAUCGUAAAAUAAAGGCGUGGCCAGAGUCUGGACAAUCAACUUUACCGAAACAAUCCUCUCAGCAGACGAACAUUAGUGUUCAGUCCAGUUACUAUAGUCUUCCGCGCGGUUUUAAAGCUGGCGGUUCUAAUCCUAAACAUGUUGUUCAGCAACGUCAUCAGCAAAUACGACAAGUUUAUAAUCAACAAGAACAGUUGCCUGGGUGUGAUUUAUGACAUGUGUAGCUGUAAUGUUUAGCUGGACGUAUGGUUACAUGUUUUCACUUUUAUAUAACAAAAUUAAUCUCAAAACCAAUUUUCUUUUAAAUAAGACGUGCUUCUGAAACGUCCGGGUAAUGACCUAUUUUAUCGACAAUGCUCAGUCAUUAUUUCUGAAAAUCGGUGAACAAAGAAAUAUUGUAACAAUAAUAUUGGAGGUUUGAAAGUAAAAAGCUUUUCCCAUGAAUUUUCCUCAUCGCAGUAUAUCAGAAACUCCGCGACACGUUCUCCUACAUUCCACACACAACUUAGAAUUCUCGACGUAGCGAAAACGUGAUAGCAGUUCGUACCUGGAAAAUAUAUCACCUGAUCUUCUGUCGAGCUAGUGCAGCUCUGUUUGCCAAGGACAUUGUGUAGGUGUUUUUUUCCUUUGUAUCUUACCGUACUCAUCCAUUUAACAGCACCUACUAUUGUUUGCGGUAUUGUCAUGUUUUCUUG
This is a messenger RNA of Ruditapes philippinarum (Manila clam), 3461 nucleotides long. Its product is annotated as LIM domain-binding protein 3-like. Bases 300 to 2981 code for a protein of 893 amino acids. The transcript is spliced from 5 exons. Lineage: Eukaryota; Metazoa; Mollusca; Bivalvia; Venerida; Veneridae. Gene Ontology annotation, biological process: positive regulation of actin filament bundle assembly. The record is from RefSeq and is a predicted model, not a curated record. Gene Ontology annotation, cellular component: nucleus; actin cytoskeleton; Z disc. Gene Ontology annotation, molecular function: actin binding.